GCACAAAGGAGAUCUCCAGAGCUACAUAGCCGUUAGAACACGCCGAGCGUUUUUUUUUUUACUCCAUUUUAUCGGCAAACUUUGUCAAUAGUUGUGCAGUGUGCUUGGAAUUUCACAUUCAAGCAUCGAGGUAGCUCGACUGUGGACAACGCUAUUCGAAAGGUUUCCCUAUGCUGCUGAAAGAAGAUGGGUACUGUCAAAAGACAAGCUACCACGAAGUAGAAGACAAGCAGCGUAAAAAUGAAAACAGUGCUACAAAGUACCCGGAUUUGGGCUCUUUUGACGUCUUUUAUUUUGUUCGCCGCUUACACUCUGCUAUGGAAUAUCUCUUCGGAAAAAGUUGCAGCUCCGCACAGCGACCCGAAGAAGAAGUACAGUUGGCACAUAACAGCAGCGGAGUAUCAUCUAGAUUUUAUCAUCAAUCCAACAGGAAAGUGUGCAGACUCUGAUUUGUUUUUAGUUGUCAUGGUUACGUCCAGACAUGCGCACUUCGAAGCCAGAGCCACCAUUAGAGAAACCUGGGGAAACGCGACAAGCAUCAUGGGAUACAAGCUUACGACCUUGUUCGUCAUUGGACGAACUGACGAUUCAAAUUUACAAAGAAAACUCGUUGAAGAGAGUCAGACGUAUGGCGACCUUGUACAGAUGGAUUCCUACGAAUCAUACGAGAAUCUAACGCUGAAAACUAUCUCUGCCCUAAAGUGGACGUCAAUCAACUGCAAACAGGCAAAAUUCGUCAUGAAAACAGAUGAUGAUAUGUUCGUGAACUACCCCAGGCUUGUGCGCAUUCUAGCGGAAUACAGUCAAACUGCAGGUCAAGAGAAUCUCAUGUUGGGAUGCGUUGUAUCAUGGGCAUUUCCUGAGCGGACCCCCGGGAAGAAAUGGUACAUGGAUCCUAGUAUUUUUCCGCACUGGCUUUAUCCAUCGUAUUGCAUCGGUGCUGGUUACGUCAUUUCCUCUGACGUGGCACACAAGUUGUAUAUGACGUCACUCAAAGUGCCUGUCGUUCAGAUUGAAGAUGUAUAUUUGGGAAUGUGUGCGGAAAAAGCUGGAAUCAAACCUCAAAAUCAUCCAGAGUUUUCCUGUUGGAAGGACACUUCAUACAGAUAUUGCAAGUUCAAAGAGUUGGUAACGGCACAUGGGAUGAAACCACGUGACCUAACCAAGGCAUGGGCAGACCUGAAAACCCAAGAUGGCCGAAAUUGCUCCCCAAAAGAUAAGCUAUUUGAGAAAGUUUCUAGUCUUUUUAACGCAAAAUAGUGUUGUUUUUU
Molecule: messenger RNA, 1271 nt
Organism: Branchiostoma floridae (Florida lancelet)
Lineage: Eukaryota; Metazoa; Chordata; Leptocardii; Amphioxiformes; Branchiostomatidae
Product: beta-1,3-galactosyltransferase 1-like
Exons: 2
Coding region: 241-1260 (339 amino acids)
Cellular component (GO): membrane
Molecular function (GO): hexosyltransferase activity
Source: RefSeq, a predicted model, not a curated record